AUGGGUGUUUGUGGAUACUUUGUCGUGUCUUGGAAGUGCCUGGUGGUUCUGUCAUUCAGACUGCUGUUUCUUGUCCCCUCAGGUUUGCCUGUCCACAGUCAAGGGGAUUCCCAAACCGAUAAUAAAGUAAUGGACAAUAUUACCGUCAGGCAAGGCGAGACCGUCUUUCUCAGGUGCCCACAGGGGGACAUCGUCACACACACGGCCUGGCUCAACCGGUCGAGUAUACUGUACGCCGGCGAGGACAAGUGGUCGGUGGAUCCCAGGGUGAGUCUUGUUACACUCAAUCAGGAGGAGUUCACCAUAAAGAUUGAGGAUGUGGACAUGACCGACGAGGGCCCAUACAUCUGUGCGGUGCAGACGAGCAGGAGACCGAGGACGACGUCAGUGCACAUCCUCAUCCAAGUGCCCCCCACAAUCAUCAACCUGUCGAAGGUCAUCGUGGUCAACGAAGGCUCCAACGUCACGCUGAUGUGCCAAGCCAGUGGCAAACCAGAACCCUCGUUUACCUGGAAACUCCUCUCUCCCUCAGGUGACCUGGCAUCAGAGGACGAGUACCUGGACAUCCCCAGUAUCUCCAGACAGAGAGCAGGGACCUACGAGUGCACCGCCGUCAAUGACAUCGCCACAGACGUCCAGACCGUGGAGAUCACAGUCAACUAUGCCCCCAGUGUGUCAGAGGGCAGAGACGUUGGCGUGACCCUUGGCCAGAGAGGGGUGCUGGAGUGCGAGGCGGAUGCAGUACCCGAGGCAGACUUCGAGUGGUACCGAGACGACAGAAGGAUCUUCAAUGGUUUUGACGGCAUGGAGAUCGAAGAUGCCGGGCAGCUCUCCAAGUUGACCUUCUUCAAUGUCUCUGAGGCCGACUACGGCAACUACACUUGCAUCGCCAUUAACAAACUGGGCAGCUCCAACACAAGCUUUGUCCUGUAUGGACCCGGAGCAGUGCAGGACGGGAACAGCGGCUCGAUGGGGAUGCAUGUACACACCUACACCUGUCUACUUCUGGCCAUCCUUCAGUUUCUGCUCAGGUUUUGA
Salvelinus namaycush (lake trout) is the source of this 1038-nucleotide messenger RNA. RefSeq names its product opioid-binding protein/cell adhesion molecule-like. The record is from RefSeq and is a predicted model, not a curated record. Gene Ontology annotation, cellular component: neuron projection. The transcript is spliced from 7 exons. Lineage: Eukaryota; Metazoa; Chordata; Actinopteri; Salmoniformes; Salmonidae. The coding region runs from base 1 to 1038 and encodes 345 amino acids.